This is a messenger RNA of Ochotona princeps (American pika), 447 nucleotides long. RefSeq names its product SEM1 26S proteasome subunit (gene SEM1). The record is from RefSeq and is a predicted model, not a curated record. NCBI's taxonomy places the organism in Eukaryota, Metazoa, Chordata, Mammalia, Lagomorpha, Ochotonidae. Bases 105 to 317 code for a protein of 70 amino acids. Gene Ontology annotation, cellular component: proteasome complex; proteasome regulatory particle, lid subcomplex. The transcript is spliced from 3 exons. Gene Ontology annotation, biological process: mRNA export from nucleus; proteasome assembly; double-strand break repair via homologous recombination.
UCUCUGUGGUAGCGCCGGCCUUGCCGGUGGCGGAGUGGGCUGAGGAGGAACGAGGCCGCCACGCUUCCUGUUCACCUGUGAGAGCUCGGCCGAGGCGGGUAGUCAUGUCCGAGAAGAAGCAGCCGGCAGACCUGGGUCUCCUCGAGGAGGACGACGAGUUCGAGGAGUUCCCCGCCGAAGACUGGGCUGGCCUGGAUGAAGAUGAAGAUGCGCAUGUCUGGGAGGAUAACUGGGAUGAUGACAAUGUGGAGGAUGACUUCUCCAACCAGCUGCGAGCUGAGCUGGAGAAGCAUGGUUUUAAGAUGGAGACUUCAUAACCCUCAGAAGUGUUGAAGUAACCUGAACGAACUGUUGACUUAACUCUAGAAUGGAGAUCCCAGGGUGGAAUACUUAAAAAAAUGUUUAUUUCAGUAUCUACUUAUAUUAUUUUUUUUAAGUACACACACA